AUGUCGAGCAUGUCCAUGUCGUCCUCCUCAGCUCCAGCUUAUCCACCGGACCACAUCUCGUCUUUGGACCAGCUCUGUUACGUCCAUUGCAGCUUCUGCGACACUGUCCUCGCUGUGAGUGUUCCUCCGAGUAGUUUGUUCAAGACGGUGACUGUCAGAUGCGGUCACUGUUCAAACCUAUUGUCGGUAACUGUGAACAUGAGAGCUCUUCUUCUUCCCUCCGUUUCCAACCUUGGCCAUUCCUUUCUUCCUCAUCCUCCUCCUCCUCCUCCCAGUCUCUUGCACGCAACUUCUAUGAAACUCAAUCAAGAGACGUUUAUUUUGGAGGAGAUGAGAAACGGAGGGCAGACUUUAAACAUGAACAUGAUGAUGAGCCAUCAGGCAGCAGCUCACCACUCCAACGAGUCUUUGGUUAUGGCGACUCGCAACGGAAGAGUGGAUCCACACGAGUUGCCUCGGCCACCACCAGCUAAUAGACCCCCAGAGAAGCGACAAAGAGUACCAUCUGCUUACAAUCGAUUCAUCAAGGAGGAGAUCCAACGUAUAAAGGCAGGCAACCCUGAUAUCAGCCACAGAGAAGCCUUCAGUGCUGCUGCCAAAAAUUGGGCUCACUUCCCUCACAUACACUUUGGUCUCAUGCCUGAUCAUCCUCCCGCGAAGAAGGCUAACGUGCGCCAGCAGGAAGGAGAGGAUGCGAUGCUGGGAAGAGAAGGGUUCUACGGCUCAGCGGCCAAUGUUGGGGUGACCCAUAACUAG
Microthlaspi erraticum is the source of this 756-nucleotide messenger RNA. Lineage: Eukaryota; Viridiplantae; Streptophyta; Magnoliopsida; Brassicales; Brassicaceae. The record is from the annotation of a GenBank genome assembly.